UCUUGAACACACAGCCGCCUGCGAGAGACAACGCCACUGAGCUGCAUUAUUACUGUAUUUGCCGACUGAGACGAAUGAGACAUUUAACAACACCAGCCGGCAAAAUGGGAAAUGAAGCAAGUUAUCCCUUGGAAAUGUGCACGCACUUUGAUGCUGAUGAGAUUAAAAGGCUAGGAAAGAGAUUUAAGAAACUCGACCUAGAUAACUCCGGGUCUUUGAGCGUAGAAGAGUUUAUGUCCUUGCCUGAAUUACAACAGAACCCUCUAGUGCAACGAGUUAUUGAUAUAUUCGACACUGAUGGGAAUGGUGAAGUUGACUUCAAAGAAUUUAUUGAAGGUGUCUCACAGUUUAGCGUCAAGGGUGACAAGGAGCAGAAGCUGCGGUUUGCUUUCCGUAUCUACGACAUGGACAAAGACGGAUACAUCUCCAAUGGGGAACUCUUCCAAGUGCUAAAGAUGAUGGUGGGAAACAAUCUCAAGGACACUCAGCUUCAGCAGAUAGUUGAUAAAACCAUUAUUAAUGCAGACAAAGAUGGAGAUGGAAGAAUAUCCUUUGAAGAAUUUUGUGCAGUGGUCGGCGGCUUAGACAUACACAAAAAGAUGGUGGUGGAUGUGUGACCUAUUUGAGCUCCACACAACACUUUUUGCUUUUUUCUUCAUCUCUGAAGAUCUGCUCAAGAUGUCCAGCAAUGCUCUCUGUGUAUUUAAAUGGAAGUAUUUUCUCUGUGAAGCCACUUUUUCCAACACGAGCCUCAUGAAGCCAACUAAGUGUUGUUGAACUUUUGAUUCUAUCAAUAACUUGGUGUAGCACUUUAAAGUCUGAAGGACAGCUGACUGUGGAAAGAGCAUCUCAGUGUGGUGGAGAAAGGAAAGGGGGCUGGCUUGUAUUUUUAUUUUUAUUUUUAAUUUAUUUUGUUCUUUGUCAUUUUUUAACAAGUAUAUCUAUAGCUUUCUAAAUGGGGGUGACGGGUAGUUAGAUUUGGUUGUAACUUAAUUUAAGCAACAAAAAAGUAGAGUAUGACGUGUCAAGCAGAAUAUAAAUAAACCAGUUGAAUAUAUACAUAUGCAUGUUUGUUUAAUUUAGGAACUGGUAGAAGUACAUGAAUCGUACUGCAUGGUAGUCAAAUGUUAUUUCCCAUAGUAGUUUUCUGUUUAUAUAUGAACUGGUUUGAUUUAAACACUUUAGCUUCUAGUCUAGUAAACAAAAAUAAAAAUAUCUUUGAAUUUUUGUAACAAGGGGAUUAUU
Polyodon spathula (Mississippi paddlefish) is the source of this 1245-nucleotide messenger RNA. RefSeq names its product calcineurin subunit B type 1-like. NCBI's taxonomy places the organism in Eukaryota, Metazoa, Chordata, Actinopteri, Acipenseriformes, Polyodontidae. The transcript has 6 exons. The record is from RefSeq and is a predicted model, not a curated record. Bases 75 to 617 code for a protein of 180 amino acids. Gene Ontology annotation, molecular function: calcium-dependent protein serine/threonine phosphatase regulator activity; calcium ion binding.